GAUAAGGAGAGCUCACUGGGGAAGAGGAUGACCCAUAUGCUUUGAAAACUGAAACAUAGUACAGUAACACAAACAGUGCCACACACGAGAAAAGGAACCAGUGAACCAGGAGCAAAGGGCCAAAGGGAAAGCGAAGGAGAGUGUGAGGUAGGGAGGCAAACAAGCGUGCUUGGUGUGACUAAGACAGCACUACGAGGGAAAGGAAGAGACUGGUAGGGGUGUGGGUACAGAAAAAGGCUGCGUACGAGAGUCAAUCAGAUCUGGGCUCUCAUGAUGUCUCCCACCUUUCCCUUGUCUUCCUUUCCUUGCAUAUUCUCUUUGCCGAAGGCACUGAAUGAAAUCAGAGCCAUGGCAGAUUCGCAGCCUUGAACGAAGGCCAUCCAUGUCCAGGGUUGAACAGGCCGGAGGUCUUCGUGCUUGAGGCUUGUAUAGGGUUGCAGAGUCCGCUUGUGAAUCUGAUGAGAUGAUCAGAACUUUUCUACUCACAAGCAUGAUGAUGAUCAGAUCAUGAUCAUCUGUGUCAUUCCCUCUCCAUGAUGUGACAAGCCGUAACACAUUGAUAAGACAUGAGUGUGUGACGCUUCAAUAUUUUUAUUUUUCCUUCUAUUUUUUUUUCUUAAUUGUUGGGUUCAAAUAUUUGUACAUAGGACAGGACACGUGAGUUUGGUUGCAGUAUAUGCACAGUCGAGUACAAGUGUCAUCCUUCUCAUCCCCCCUCCCCCACCUUUCAUGUGACACACGCCAUCACAUUCAAAAUUGAGUCAAGCCCCAUUAUCGACAUUUCCCACCCAAUUCAUCACCCUUUCCUGUCUAUAUGUAUUCUCGCUUCGUUUCCAACUUCUUCUCACCCAUCCCUUUCUUCACGCUCGAAUAGAGGAGAGAGUGAGAGAGAGAUGAGGGCUUAUGCUUUGCAUACUCUCCUCCUGCUGCUGCUACUACUAUUAUCAACCCGAGCUCAAGAGCUCCAGACUCUGUUAUCCAUCCGAUCAUCCACCGACGACCCACUCCACUCCCUCUCCACCUGGAACUCUUCCACCACCUCCUUCUGCACGUGGGAAGGCCUCACGUGCGACUCUUCCUCCCGCCACGUCUCCGCCGCCCGGCUCUCCGGCAAAAACCUCUCCGGUGCGCUCCCCGCUCCGCUCCUUUCCCUCCCCUUCGUCGCCGCCGUGGACCUCUCAUUCAACGGCUUCUCUGGCGUCUUCUCCUUCCCCCGCUUCGCCCCCUCCCUCCUCUACCUCAACCUCAGCAACAACAACCUCUCCGGCCCGGUCGGUUUCGUCUCCGACAGCGGUGGCGGAGGACUGCUUAGCUUGCAGGUGCUCGACCUCUCCAAUAAUUUCCUCACUGGGCCGAUACCCGACGAAAUCUUCCAUCUUUCACGCCUCAAGGUCCUGGAUCUUGGUGGGAAUUACUUCCGAGGACGAAUCCCCAUCUCCAUCUCCGAGCUUCGGAGCUUGCAAUUCUUGACCUUGGCCUCCAAUGAGCUCACCGGGCCGAUCCCGGCCCAGCUCGGCGAGAUCACAGCCCUCCGAUGGGUGUAUCUCGGGUACAACAACCUCUCCGGCGAGAUCCCACCGGAGAUCGGGAACCUGACGGCGCUCGAGCACCUCGACCUCGUGUACAACAAUCUCACCGGAGGGAUCCCCGGCUCGAUCGGGAACCUGGGGAAAUUACAGUACCUUUUCCUGUACCGGAACCUCUUGUCGGGCCCCAUCCCACCGUCCGUUUAUAAUCUGACGGCCAUGAUCGCGUUGGACUUGAGCCAGAACGAGCUGUCCGGCGAGGUCUCGGAGGACGUAGUGCGUCUCGAGAAUCUCGAGGUGCUGCACCUAUUCUCGAACCGGUUCGAGGGGGCCAUCCCCAGUUCGCUCGGGGCGAUCCGGCAGCUCCAAGUCCUGCAGCUGUGGUCGAACCGGUUCCAGGGACCGAUUCCGAGCUCGCUCGGCCUCGGAAACGACGACCUCGCCGUCCUCGACGUCUCCUCGAACAACCUCACCGGCCGGGUGCCGGAGCACCUCUGCUACUCGCUCCGUCUGGUGAAGCUCAUCCUUUUCUCCAAUGCCCUCCACGGCGGCAUCCCCCCAGGUCUGAGCCGGUGCCGCACCCUGGAGAGGAUCCGGAUCGAGAACAACCAGCUCUCCGGCGAGAUACCGCUGGAAUUCGCCCGGCUCCCCGCGGUCUACUACCUCGACGCCUCAGGGAACGGGUUCUCCGGAGAGAUUAGCCGCCUGCGGUGGGAGAUGCCGGCGCUGCGGAUGCUGAGCAUCGCAGGAAACAAGUUCUCCGGGCCCCUGCCGGAGUCCUUCGGGGGUGACGAAAUCGAGCACCUCGAUCUGUCCAAGAACCAGUUCGCCGGCGGCAUCCCGGCGGGAUUCAGGCUGUUCACUGAACUAUCGGAUCUCAAUCUCAGCGGUAAUCGGCUCUCUGGUGUGGUCCCGGAAUCGAUUGGCGAGUUGAAGAGAUUGGUGAGACUGGACCUCAGCAAGAACCACCUCUCCGGCGAGAUCCCGACUGGCAUCGCUGAUCUACCGGUCCUUAGCGCCCUGGACCUGUCAGAGAACUGGUUCUCCGGAGAGAUCCCGCCGAGUUUGGGCAAGACCGGCGCGCUGGUGUCGAUCAACGUCUCUCACAACAGGCUCAUCGGUGGUGUCCCGGCGACCGAAGCGUUUUUCUCUGUGGAGGCAGCUUCGCUGGUCGGGAACUCGGGCCUCUGCGGCGGUGGGCCCAAGACCGGUCUCCUGCCAUGCGAGGCCGCCUCCGCGAAGACGCCGUGGUGGUUCCCGGUCACGGUUCUGGCUGCGGCACUUGUCAUCAUCUUCCUCUCCGUUAUCUUGACCUUUCUAGCCAGAAAGUGGUGGCGAGGCGGAGAGUUCGAGAUAAAGAAGGCGGAGACUGACAGUAACGUCGUCUGGGAGGUGCGGGUUUUCGACGGAACUUUGUCAACGGUGGAAGCCAUCCUGAGGACCAUCAAGAACGCCAAGAGUGGAGCUGUCAGCAACAGCGAUGGUGAAGGGAGGUGGUUCACGGUCAGGGAGGUGAAGGAGGUGCCGGGGUUAGGAUGGGCAGAGGUGACGAAGUUGGGCAGGUCGAGGCACCGCAACGUGGCCGGAUUUGUUGCGGCAUGCAGGUCGGAGAGUAGGUGGGUGUUUGUGUAUGAGCCGACCGCCGGCGCGAGAUGUUUGGGCGUCGCGAUGAGGGAUUUGAGCUGGAAGCAGCGUCAUCGAGUCGCCCUCGGCGUCGCAAAGGGCCUCCGCCACCUUCACCGCUGCGGUUUACUCGGCGCAGUGCUGACGGCGGACACCGUGGUUUUGGACGGCGACGGCGAGCCUCGCCUUGUGCUCGACGUCGCCAACGUCCGUCCAGGGGAGGCGAGGACCGAUGUCUACUACUUCGGCGUGCUGCUGGCGGAGCUACUGACCGGGCGGCGCCACCACGACGGCGAGGAGGGAGGAGGCUCCGGAGGCGUAGUGGAUUGGGCCCGCUACUGCUACCGCGAGCGCCACGUGGAGGCGUGGAUCGACCCUGCGAUGAGCGGACAGGUCAGCCAGCACAGAGACGAGAUGAUCGGAGCCAUGGGUUUGGCUGUCCGGUGCACUUCGGCUGAGAGGCCAUCCAUGAAGGAGGCGGUGAAACUUUUGGUUGGAUUCGAAGGGAAGACGUCGUCAUGGCUUUCCAAGGUUACGAGAGCCACAUGGAUUUACUAGCUGCUGCUUGACGCAUGCAUGUAAAUAGUACAAGUGAUGAAGACAGUAAAGUCAGAGACUUGCUUGGGGAUGUUUGCAUGAGUAGCUGCUAAGUAAUAAUAUGGGAAAGGUGAAGAGAGUUCACUCUCUAGGGUUCUUGUGUGAUGGGAUAGAUCAAUCAAAGCUAUGUAAAGAUGUUCUUCCUUAUUGAAAGUAAAGAUCUUAGUUGUCA
Messenger RNA from Musa acuminata subsp. malaccensis (wild Malaysian banana), 3918 nucleotides. The record is from RefSeq and is a predicted model, not a curated record. NCBI's taxonomy places the organism in Eukaryota, Viridiplantae, Streptophyta, Magnoliopsida, Zingiberales, Musaceae.